AUGACUGGUGCCUAUCCGCCGGGUCACUCUGAGAAUAACCCUUUCCCUGUUGGCAGUAAGCUGUGCGGGGGAGUGCAGAACCCGGGCGUCCUGACCCCAGCCAGCCUGCAGAUCGCCCAGCUCCAAGCCCAGCUCACCCUGCAGAGGCUCAAACUGGCGCAGACCGCCAUGGGAGGCAACGCAGCAGCGGCCGCCAGCGUGCUCAACCAGGUCCUCGCGAACGUCCCCAUCUCCCAACCGCUGCUCAACCAGCUGAGGAGCUCCGCCAUAACGACCGUCCCCCACGGUCAGGCCGGAGGACCGCAGCUGGUGUCCUCCUUCCCCACUGGUACCGGGGCCUUCCCCACACUCACCUCUGGCCUGGAGACGCUCGGAGGAGGAGGAGGUGUGGGAGGCCUUUCCGCUCAGAAUUCCCAGAGCUCCGGCCUGUUUCCAGGUGGUUUUCCACAGACCUCGCUGGGCCUGGGGGGCGGUACAAUGUUCCCCUCCGGCGCAGACAGGCCCAGUCAGUAUGGCUUCCUCUCCACGCCGACUAGCGCGGUGGCUAACAGCAGCGACGGUCGCAAUGCGCCGCCCAGCGCCCUGGCUAAAACCGGACCCCGACCCGGGUUCCAGAGGGAUCUUUACGGGACGUGUAGGCCGGACUCUCAGUCUGGGUUCGGUGGGGAGCAGAACCGGGAGGCUCCCAAAACCGGCUACCAUAAAGGCCAGCAGUGGGAAAGUCCAGCUAGUUUCUCCAACUCGGGGAAAGGCGAUACUGCCUCCGGUUCAGGGGGUGUGUGGGUCGGUUCGGGACAGCCUUUCCGCGGCUGUGAGCUGUACAACCCGGAGGAGCCCACUGCCGACGGCAAGUACGGUCACCCCGGCAGAGCGGACUACAGUGCCAGCUCCCAGGGGAUUGUGGGAAGCCAGCAGCCGAGGACUGGAGAAUUGUCUCUCUCUCGGGCUCCAACAGCCCUGCAGCCUCACCAGCGCAAUGACUUCCACGGGGUGACGCCAUCGCACCUACCGCACCACUGCACCAUCUGUGACAAGAAGGUCUUCAACCUCACGGACUGGGACCACCACGUCAAUGGAAAACUCCACCUGCAAAACCGCUCACUCUACACUGACAGCUCUUUCAGUGGGUCCGUUCAUUUCCCACCGUUUUCUUCCGGAUGCUUCUCCUCUACGACAAAUAACUCCAUGUCCUUUUCCUCCGCUGGCCAAGACAUAUCCCCAGGACCCAACCCUGUGUACUUACCCUCUGCACCAAUGAAAACACAGGAUGUGACAGGAAAUGGAUUUACAUCAUCUCAGACGGGGUCAAAGUUUCCACAGAGAAAGACCCACUUCAGUGGCCGAGUGGUUCACAUCUGCAAUCUUCCAGAGGGCAGUACGGAGAACGAUGUCAUCAACCUGGGUCUUCCGUUUGGCAAAGUUACCAAUUACAUCCUAAUGCGGUCCACCUACCAGGCUUUCCUGGAGAUGGCUUUUAUGGAGGCAGCGCAAGCUAUGGUUCAGUAUUACCAGCUGAACCCAGCCACGAUCAACGAUCAGAAGCUUCUCAUCCGAAUGUCAAAGAGAUACCAAGAGCUACAGCUCAAGAAACCAGGGAAGGAUGUGGAGUCGAUCAUUCAAGAUAUUAAUUCCCAGAGGGAAAGAGAGGAGGUUGAGUGCUACCCUCAGGAACGGGCCAGGUCCCGCAGCCCCAUCCCACGGCCCCUGAGCCCACGGCCCCACAGCCCUGGCUACGCCUCCUGUGGCUCUGCACACAGCCCCCAGGGGGCAGGCUGGGGCGAGCGAGCAGGGAAACACUGGGACUGGUCCAGUCAUGACCGCUGGGAGGAGGAGCGGGGGGAGUCCAGCUGGAGGAACGGGGAGCGGGGGGAGGACUGCUGGAGGAACGAGGACAGGAACGGGGGGGACCCACCCAACGACAGCUGGCCGCACGACCACAGGAAGUCCCGCCCCAAGCCGACAGACAGGUGGAGCUCCAGGAUGGAUGACCGGAGAGGGAGCAGAGAGAGGUACCCCAGGAGCAGCCCUCCGGACCGGGCCUCACCGUACAGGAGCAAAGACGAGGACUUUUACAAAAUGGCCGACUGGUCGCCCAGACAUCACCAGCACAGUGAGGGACGAGCGAAGAGAAGGGACGUCGAGGGGCUCCACAGGGCCCGGCAGGCUGAGCCAGAGGCCCCUGAGGCUGCCACGAGGACACUAGACGACAGGAAGUCGGGCUCCCCAGUCAGGGGCCGCAGCAGGAAGCAGAGCCCGAAGCAGGAAAUUGAGAAGGAGGAAGAAUCUGAAAAUCAGGUAGAGGCCAGUAUGGAGCAGCCAUUGAAGGAGAAGUCUGUAUCUCCUCGCAGAAAAAUCAAGCAAGUGGAUGAGCCGGAAUCUGAGAGAGGCAGAGACAGUGAGGGAGAAGGAGGGAGGACGGACAGUGACAUAGAGGAGGAGAGCUGGUACCCCCAGAACAUGGAGGAGCUGGUGACCGUGGACGAGGUGGGGGGGGAGGACGAUGACAUAAUCGAACCCGAUCUCCCGCAGCUCCUGGAAAAGCCCGCGGCCCAGAAUGUGGCCAUGGGGGACGCCCGGGCAGAAGAUGGUGGGCGCCCUGGGGAAGAGGGCAUCCAGAGUGGCGACACACAGGAGGACAGCCUGAAGCCCCCUCCACAGGAGCCUGCGGCGAAAACAUCCGGAACACACCCGGAAGACCAGACGCCCGCUCCAGCCUUAACGAUGGAGGAGCCAAGCUCCGAUCAGAGCAGCUCUCCCAGUGAAGAUCCUCAGGCCAUCUCUGAAGAGCCACGUUCUCACACAGAUGCAGCUAACGUCCAGCCCCCUCAAGAGAGCCCUAAUCACACGGACAGUAUGCCUUCAGACACCCCCAUCAGCUGCGUGGCAAACCAGUCCACUCAAAUCACUAAGGCAACUGACAAAGAAGUUCAUGACCAGGAUGUACACUUUGCAGACAUUCCACUGAAAGACACCUGCAGAGCGCCCCAGCCAGCUCCCAGCAGUGCAGAUGUAGACCAGACAGGCCUACAUGAUAAAGCUGUGAGUGAGCACAGCAUCCCACUAGGCGUGGAGUUUGUGGUCCCGAGGAGCGGAUUUUUCUGCAAGCUGUGCGGCCUGUUCUACACCAGCGAGGAGACAGCCAAGAUUGCCCACUGUCGAAGUGUGGUGCAUUACAAGAACCUGCAGAAAUAUCUGUCCCAGUUAGCUACUGGCAGCUUGGAUGGCAUGGACACAAGCUCUGCCAACAGAGAGGAGCCUUGUCUUGUACCUCACUCAAAGGAGAAAAACUGUCCUGCUGGUGAUGAGCUAAACUAA
Conger conger (European conger) is the source of this 3315-nucleotide messenger RNA. Its product is annotated as RNA-binding protein 20-like. The record is from RefSeq and is a predicted model, not a curated record. Gene Ontology annotation, biological process: regulation of RNA splicing. The transcript is spliced from 14 exons. NCBI's taxonomy places the organism in Eukaryota, Metazoa, Chordata, Actinopteri, Anguilliformes, Congridae. Gene Ontology annotation, molecular function: zinc ion binding; mRNA binding. Gene Ontology annotation, cellular component: nucleus. Bases 1 to 3315 code for a protein of 1104 amino acids.